Pseudophryne corroboree (corroboree frog) is the source of this 7569-nucleotide messenger RNA. RefSeq names its product potassium calcium-activated channel subfamily M regulatory beta subunit 2 (gene KCNMB2). Gene Ontology annotation, biological process: detection of calcium ion; potassium ion transport. Gene Ontology annotation, cellular component: voltage-gated potassium channel complex; membrane. The transcript has 5 exons. Gene Ontology annotation, molecular function: calcium-activated potassium channel activity; potassium channel regulator activity. Bases 1032 to 1739 code for a protein of 235 amino acids. The record is from RefSeq and is a predicted model, not a curated record. NCBI's taxonomy places the organism in Eukaryota, Metazoa, Chordata, Amphibia, Anura, Myobatrachidae.
CCUUUAAAUUGAGAGAGCUUUGAUAUAAUAGGAGUCAUCAGAGAGGAACAGCUAGUUACCAAGGAGACUCCCUGAUGAAUCAGAGAGACGGACUGGUACCAGAGCUACACAUUCUGUAUCAACCUAAUGCAAAGGAGCUCACAUUUUUUACACUGGAUGAGACUGUGUUUCAGGCAUUCACAGAGCAUGGCUUUCUGCUGACAAAUAACACUGUACCUUUAUGUUCUGAAGGUUUGUUUUGACUGUGGAAAAGGUCAGGAAUAGGAGGAAGAAACCUUAUUUCUCUUUGGGAAAAGAGGAGAGAGAGAGAGUGCGAUGAGAGAUUUUCUUGGAUCGAACUUGACUGUAUGAGAACAAAUACAUUCCAAGGGCAAUGACAUUCUAGCUGGAGCAGCGUAAGGUGGAGAAUGAGAUUAUAGAUGUUUAACGUGGAUAUCAACAAUAUGAUGCGGAGCCCAGUCAGGGUGUGAAGCAAUUCCCUUUUUGUUUGCUGCAGUAUAUGGGAUUUUGUUUAAGUCACGGAUCUCCUGAACAUCUGAUUUCCCUAUGGAUCUCUGGACUAGGUCUCAAUGGGUCAACCUCAUUUCUGAAUUCUUCAGGCACAUACUUGUUUGCUAAGACCCUUUGGAAUAAAAAACAGGAUUUUUUUUUUUCUAAUUUCAUAUAUUUGUAUUUGGUGUAGAAUAUUUGGAGAUUUCUACUGUAACCAUUGUUUUCUGUGAAGUGACAAAGUGACUGCACUAAAGACAUUUAGGUGAUUUGUCUGAUGGCACUCACAUUUUUUCUGACAGGAUACAAAAGUUACUAACCCAGCGUACAACUAUUGUAAGUCUUCUACGGAUGAGAGGAAUUCUUCUUUCCAUGGAGCAGAUUCACAAGCCAGCCUACAAAAGAGACACAAAGAUCAGCAAGAACAGAAGCCAAGAAGCUUUCAAACAUGUGGAAGUCAGGGCAUUGUAACAUAAAGGUCGCUACGUCAUUCCUCCAAGUCCACCACUGUCGGGAAAGGCAAAGUUGGACAACACUCUAAGAUGUUUAUUUGGACCAGUGGCCGGUCCGCCUCAUCAUACAGACCAGAUGAAAGAAGAAAUUUCUACCAAAAAAUCAAGGACCAUGACCUUCUGGACAAAAGAAAAACUGUGACAGCAUUAAAAGCAGGAGAAGACCGAGCGAUACUCCUGGGGCUUACAAUGAUGGUCUGUUCCAUCAUGAUGUAUUUUCUCCUGGGGAUAACCCUUCUUCGAUCAUACAUGCAGAGUGUAUGGACAGAAGAAGCCCAAUGCACAUUACUGAAUGCUUCUAUCACAGAAACUUUCAACUGCUCAUUUAGUUGUGGUCCGGACUGCUGGAAAAUCUCUCAGUAUCCCUGUUUGCAGGUCCAUGUAAACUUGACCUUUUCAGGACAGAAAGUUCUCUUGUACCACAAUGAGGACACACUGAAAGUAAAUUCUGAGUGCUCAUAUAUACCGAAGUGUGGGAAAAAUUAUGAAGACUCUAUGUCACUUGUCAAUAUUAUAAUGGAGAAUUUUCGAAAACAUCAACGUUUUUCAUGUUUCUAUGACCCAGAAGGAAAUCAAAAAAAUGUCAUUUUGACCAAACUCUACAGUUCCAAUGUAUUAUUUCAUUCAUUAUUUUGGCCAACGUGUAUGAUGAUUGGUGGAAUUGCCAUUGUAGCUAUGGUGAAGCUCACUCAAUAUCUCUCCCUUCUGUGCGAGAGAAUCCAAAGGAUCAACAGAUAAAACAAGUUCUGAUGUUACUUUACAACAAAAUACUGUUUUCUUUCAUUCUUCACCAAAGAACCUUAAGUUUGUAAUGUGCCAGUCUGUUUAUAAGUUCCUUAAUAUAUUCUUAUAAGUAGAGCAAUAAUGCAAAAUCUGUUCUAUAUGCAAAUAUGUCACGAUGGAAAAAAAGAAACUGUGGUAAUUUCUUUUUGUUUGUUUUUUCCAGUUUUUUUUUAUUUACAGUCUAAACAGGGCUUAUUUAAGGGGGAAUUAUCACGAAACAGACGCCUCCUGUUAGCAAUAGCAAGGAUCCGAGUGCUGCAUCUGAGGACAUAGGUUUGGAUCACCAUCGUGACCAUUGCAACCAUCGGUCGUGAUUCGCAUUGGUUACAGGCACCAGCCAGUCUGCGCAAGCUGAAGCUUACUCAGGCUGGUCGUAGGAUCCGGACACCUGGGUCCAGGAAACCGGCAUCUGACGAGACAGACCCUGGACCCAUCAUACCUUCAAAGCGAGGGCAACACACCCCAUUUUGAAGAACGAUGCCAACUGCCAUCCCCUCUCUGCCCCCAAAUGCUGCAGCAUGUCAAUCAUGCUGCGACUGAGCAACAUCGCAAGACCUGAUCUGCACAUGUGCGGAAUGGGUAAUAGACCAGCACAGACACCCAAACAUCGUAUUUGUACGCAAACCAUCGGGUUUGCAUACAAAUAUGAGUGAGGCCCAUAGCAUUAGAUGGCAAACAUAGGAGAGCUGUUUAUAUAUAUAUUAUAUGUUCUAAAUAUUUAAUUUAUAAAUAUAAUAGCCUGCACAAUACAGGAGACAGUUUCUGGUCCUUUUAAAACACAGGCAGACUUGCCAGGCAUAUUCUGAUUCUGAUGUCGUACACACUAUUACAUCCCCCCACAUACACACAAACACCCCACACCCCUUGCGCAUUUUUUUUUUUUUUUUUACAGUUUUUUUACUGUACCGGGUUUAGGGGUGAAAAGUGCUAAAUUUAGUUUACGAUUUAUGGUCGACAGUUAUUGUUUAGUUUUACGUUUAAGAACAUUUUAACCUUUUUUUUCUAAUAUUUAGGAAAUCUGUGAAUAAUGCAAUUUAUAAUUAUAUCCCUGAAGUAUUUAUAAAUUACAUUAAAUAUUUUUUUAAGAAAACAGUUCUGAACAAUUUAUUGUGUAUUGUAUUUAAAGGCUGUUUCCACCUUCAGAGAAUUUUACUAUCCAGGUCCCCCUGAUGCUGGGUGCACACUAUGCAAUUUUAUCGUCCAUUCAGCCGACGAACGAUUUAUUGCAUACUGUACAGUGUGUGUACAGAAGAUAUGUCUGUGGACGACAUAUCAAGUCAGCCCUACUGUACAGCCAAUGGCAAUAUAUCUAGCAGAUAUAUCUUCUUAGCUACAAGUUCAUACAAGGGAACCACCGGCCAGCCUAUUAGACUUUUGCAGAAGCUGCUAACAGUGACAUCACAACUGGGGUGGGCAUUUACAUGCCUUUAAAUGCCCACCCACUUUUGAUAUCUGCCCAAAUAUAUCAAGCUGCUGAUUGGUAAGUGUGCAUAGCUUACCAAAUUGGCAGCUUUGUUGGCGCGACUGGCUGUUUGCAGAUAACUUUUAGGUGUGUAACCAGCUUAAGGCGGAUCGGACCAUGCCGAUAUCGCUCACAACGGAGCAUAUCAGGCAAUGUGUAUGCCCGAUAUGCAGGUGCCUGCAGUCAAUGACGACGUCGUCAGGUUUUAUGUGCUGAUGAUAUUGCUAUCAUCCUGGAGUAUGCUAAUUAAAGAUGGAACAUGAUUGUUCUGUCCUUUAUUGACAUUGUUCCAAUGUGUAUGGACAAUCUGGGCUGACGGCAUUCAUUCUGAUGUUGAAUGUUGGCCCGUUGCUCAAGUGUGUACCCAGCUUUAGAUACAGCUAUAGAUCAGCUGUGUAUCUGCAACUUUAUCAUGCUUUUAUUGUAUCCUAGGCCCUAAAACAAUAAAAACCUGCCAAUCUGCUAUCUUACAAAAAAAUUUUGAAGGAGGAAUUUCCCUUUAAAUCACCCAACGUAUUCUCCUUCUAUGAUUUCUGCCUCAUUCUCCAAUUUUCUGACUUCUAUUAUACAACUUUAUUAAGGUGGGGUGGGGGAGGGGGGUCUUGCAACAAUCUUUGGCUGCCAGUAGCUAUAGUAACUUUCUGCUUUCUGUAAGUAGUAGAGGGGUAAUCUGUUCAGGGAGGAAGACAUAUGCAUGUAGUUGAUGUGUAGCCAUGGCCAAUAAUAUGCAAUUAUACAAGAAACAUUUACAUUUGUGUAUUUCAUGUUUAACCCUGAAAUUUACCACAAUUUUAGUACAAUAACCUUUAUUUGGCAAAUUCACUGAUAAUUCCCCCUUAAAUGCACUAUAAAUCAUGUUUUACAGGCAAGAGGUUGAGGCUGUUCUUGUUGUAAAACAAGCUUUUGUAUACCUUAUUGUUGCAGGAAAACAAAGGACUGUCGAUUCAUUUAUUCUUUUCAUUCAUUUAGAGUGCUUCCAAAUGACUCUGCUGGAAGGGUCACAGUUGCAUAUCUCAAUGUGGGAUAACACUUUUUCUUUUAUAUCAUUCUAGUCCAUGUUAAAUGGGAAAUUUAAUUUCUAGGCUGCAUGGGUAAGUUUAAACUGCAUUGGCGGACGUGUGAUCCACUGGAAGAGAAUGCCACCUGCCACCGUCUCUUGCAGCUGUGAGAAUAGAUGGCAGCAUGCCAUGAUUACGUCUACCAGUUGCAGAAGGGUGGAGUCCCAGCAUGGGCCAGCUGUCCAGCUUGUCACAUAAGCUUGUGGUCUGUGAUCACAUGGGAGAAUUCAAGGGUAUCAUUUAGUUACGUAACCCAGCCCUUAUUAUCUCUUUGCCCCUCCUCAAGAAUAGUGAGUUAUUUAUGUAGUGAAUAAAGUUGCCACAAUGACGGUAGUGAGGUUCACCAGGCUUUUUAUUUUUAUUAUUGCUACUACAUCUGCACUGUUUAUAAGGAACUAUGGUUCAAGGAAUAAGCAUCCAUGAUAUCUGGUGAUGCUUAUUCCUUUGAAGGACUGCACAUUGCAAUGCUUUACAAUAUGAUGUAUGUAUAUUAUACUACUGCCUUCAUUAGAUUCCAUAUAGGAGUUGAAGCUUAUAGGAUUUCAGGUCCUCACAGACCUUUACAAUGUGCCAUAAUACUAUACUGAUCCUAUGGCUCAUACGAGACUGUAAUGAUCUUGUGCUUAAUUAUUCUAAUUUAUUUUUCUGCACAGCUGUUUACAAAUAAAAAGAAAAGCCAGAUCUACUCAAGGAGAAAAUAUUACGUUUUCUCCCACACAGUGCCAGACACCAGACAGAAUAAAAGUCCUAUUAACCCUUCAGCCUGAUAGAGAUUUAUUAUAACCCAGUCAAAUUUGCUUUAGUAAAAGUUCCACUGUCAACUUCAAAGCAUAAAAAUUCUGCCCACUUCCACGAUUAUGUGCCUAAAUAAUUCAGGACCAAUAAUAACUGCGACACAUUGAUUUGUAGUGUGUUUUUGGCUAUUUUUAGCUGAAAUUUGUUAUUGGCACAAGAAUUUGUGAAGAGAAACAAGCUAAUGGAAUAGUGUAUGUUUGCUUGAAAUCUAGGACUGCAUAUUUGCACAAUUUACGGAAUAAUCCAUUGAGGUGCAGAAUUCUUAUACUAAAAAAAGAAAUCAAUCAACCCAAUCUAUUAUGUUUGCAAUGUCACUUGAUAGUUCUCUCCUUUUUUGUUUUGCACUAAAAACUUUAUUGAAUAAUUGCUACAGUAUAACUUGAAUAUGUUGUUGGUCGUGUCAAAUAGACUAUUGUCAGCAGUUGUGAUAAAAACUACUGCCAUUUUUACAAUACAGUACAUAGGGGGAAAUAGACUUAACAUUGGAGAGAGAUAAAGUGGAGAGAGAUAAUAUACCAGCCAAUCAGCUCCUAAUUGUCAUGUUAUAGCCUGAGUUUGAAAAAUAAGAGGAGCGGAUUGGUUGGUAUUUUAUCUCCAUCCACUUUAUCACUCUCCAAUGCUUAGUACAUCUGCCCCGUAGUUUCUUGUUGUUUUAUAGCACUGGGCAAUUUCUUGCCUUGUGUGUUUCACCCAUUGCACAUUUUUAUUAACAGACAUAUGAUGGCAAUAUGAUUUCUCUGUAGGGGUCUAUUUUAAAGCUUUGGAUGGAGAUAAAGUGGAGAGAGAUAAAGUACCAGUCAAUCAACUCCUAAUGGCCAUGCCACAGGCUGGGUUUGAAAAAUGCCAGUUAGGAGCUGGUUGGUUGGUACUUUGGGGUACAUUUACUAAGCAGUGAUAAGAGCGGAAAAGUGAGCCAGUGGAGAUAUUUCCCCAUCAACCAAUCAGCAGCUCUGUAUCAUUUUAUAGUAUGCAAAUUAUAGAUGUUACUUUAGUGCUGAUUGGUUGCCAUGGGCAACUUCUCCACUGGCUCACUUCUCCGCUCUUAUCACUGCUUAGUAAAUGUACCCCUUAGUCUCCGUCCACUUUAUCUCCAUCCAAGGCUUAGUAAAUAGACCCCUAUAUAUCUGCCAAUCACGUUAAGAUUUUUCUUAAAUUGACCUAAAUGUUUUAAUGAACACUGCCAACAACAUAUCACAGUGCUAUAGGCAGACUUAAGACAAGCUCUAAAAGGUAAAUGGACUAUACUGCAUUACAUAACUCUUUAUUCAAUAAUUGAUAUAUAUUUUGUAUUGUUUAUGGUUUAUUACAGCUGUAGCCAAAAAUGCUUAGGUUAUAUUGAGUCCUUUGUGUUAUGAUGGGACCAGAAUGGUUUCUGAAACGUUUCUGAGUUGUAUGGAGGAGAUCUGUAGGUAACUCUGAAAUGGUCAAUUGGCGAUUGUCGUGUACUGCUACCAUAUCACUGUAAAGAAAAAACACUGUCAGCUAUUUUAUUAUUUUUUACUUGCGACUAUUUAAUAUUUUUUACUGGAUAAAAAGAUAUAGUAUAUAUAGUGUACUGUAACAAUCAAUGUGUUUGUUUAAAAAAAUGCAUAAAUCUGAAUAAAAAGGAAGGUUAUAUGGUUAUUUUCACAUAGACUCAUCAUGAGCAAGUUUGCAUUGUUCAUCAUAUCUCUAAAAAAGUAUUUGCCAGUAACUGAAUUUCAGAAGAAUUCACAGUAAGUAUAUAACCACUUACAUUUCAAUUCAAGAUUCCUCUUCAUUUGCUGAUUUCAUUAUAUAUAUGUAUAUAUAUAUAUAUAUAUAUAUAUAUAUAUAUAUAAUCUUAAUAAUAUAGCCUAUAGCUAGUGGUACGACCUAGCUGUGUAGGUGGACAAUCGAAUCAAGGUCAAUAUUGUUGUGACAAGUGAUUGAAAAUUGUGUCCGCAUUGCUACAUUGAACUGUUGCAUAGUAAGAGAACAUCAUUUACAGAUAUCAAGUUCUUAACUUUCUUCAUAUGUGAUUAAUGACCAGUGUGAAUUUGUAAUAAGUGAGAUGACAUGAUGUAAAAAUCAGUUUAAAGUCAAAUUCAAAUAUAAUAAAUGUGGGGAUGCCCCAAGAGACUGAACAAUUCUAGCCACAAAUCCCUACAUCUCUUUUUAUAUAUCCAUUAUUUUUCAUAGACAAUCUGGAGGAUUUUUUAGCCACUUUAAGGUGUUGGAGCAAUCUCUUUGAUCUGAAGGAGAUUUAUUGCACUUAAAAUGAAGUAUCUUGAAAAUUGUAUAGAUGCUGGACAUUGCCAAGUGGAACUGCGAUUUCUCUGCAUUAUUUUACACGCUGGAAGAAUGAUCUGGGUUCUGCAAAGUUGGGACUAUAGCACAAUGGAUGGCUUCUACAUUUUAUUUAGCAAGACAAUACCCGAGAUGUAAUCAGGGCUUAAAAACAUGUAUUUAAAAUUUAGAAAUGUCAUCAAUAAACCCUCUAUACAUUUUG